Dicentrarchus labrax (European seabass) is the source of this 3533-nucleotide messenger RNA. RefSeq names its product homocysteine-inducible, endoplasmic reticulum stress-inducible, ubiquitin-like domain member 1 (gene herpud1). Gene Ontology annotation, molecular function: transmembrane transporter binding. Gene Ontology annotation, cellular component: endoplasmic reticulum membrane. Lineage: Eukaryota; Metazoa; Chordata; Actinopteri; Moronidae. The coding region runs from base 236 to 1540 and encodes 434 amino acids. The record is from RefSeq and is a predicted model, not a curated record. The transcript has 8 exons. Gene Ontology annotation, biological process: endoplasmic reticulum calcium ion homeostasis; negative regulation of endoplasmic reticulum stress-induced intrinsic apoptotic signaling pathway; ubiquitin-dependent protein catabolic process.
CACGAGCGGAGGGUAACCAAUCAGCAGCGGCCACCGUGUGUUUGGAAACACCAUUCUUCCCAGUUAAAGUCCCGUAUGAACCAGCACAAAGACACUUCUAGAUCCAGUCCCACAAGUGUGACUUUAGACGAGACUGUUGGCGUACGAACUGUAUCGGGAGGACUCUUCUUAUCGUAUUUGUAGCGAGUAAACAUUGUAUCUAAACUGCGAGAGUACAGCGAGAGAAAGAGUAAAGAUGGAUGUGGGGGUUUCUGAACAAAAGACCAUUUCGCUUUUCAUAAAAACGCCCAACCAGACCCGCGAGGACCAAACCGUCGAAGGCGUCUGUCUGAACUGGACUGUAAAGGACCUAAAAACGCAUUUGUCUACCGUUUACCCAACCAGACCGGCUGUGAGUGACCAGAGACUGAUCUAUGCUGGUAAACUGCUGCCCGACCAUCUGCACAUCAGAGAUCUCUUCAGACAGAAUGAAGCCACUCCCACACUGCACCUUGUGUGUGCUUUUAGGAAUCAACCCCAAGGACAACUGGGAGCCAGACCUAAGACCAAAGAGACCGAACAGCCACAUACCUCCAGUCCAAGGCCCAUAGCGGCUUCUGCUUCACCCAGUCCCAGCAGCUCCUCUUCCUCAGUCCAGACUCCCAGCACACCAGAGCUGAGGCAGAGGAGGCAGACCUCUCCAGCCUCAGCUGCUGCUCCAGCUCACACACAUACCCCAGUGUCUCCAUCAGGAUCUCCGUCAUGGCCUGCUGCUGCAGUGCCUGGAGCACCACAGAUGACCCAACCAACCUUUCCCACCUACUCCCUGUACAGCCCUCAACAGAUACUGUGGCUCCAGCAUGUCUACGCUAGACAGUAUUACAUGCAAUACCACGCGGCCCUGGCAGCAGCAGGCACCGUCCCCUCUGCACCAGCUACAACCAUUGCCCAGUACCCUCCUGUUCCGGCCCACCAUGUGCCUGUUCCAGCCCCCUUAGCCAAUCAGAACCCCAUCGACAACCUGCCAGCGAAUCAGAACCCAGUGCAGGACGGUGCUUUCAUCAACCCCGCGGAGGCCAACCAGAACAUGCGGAUGAACGCGCAGGGCGGGCCUGUAAUGGAGGACGAGGAGGAUGUGGAGCGUGACUGGCUGGACUGGUUGUACACCACCGCAAGAUUAGGCGUUCUGCUAAUGAUCGUGUACUUCAACUCCAACCUGAGUCGCUUUCUGCUGGUGAUGAGCACCCUCCUCCUUAUGUACCUACACACUGCUGGUUGGUUUCCCUUCAGAAGGCGAGUACAGGUCCAAGGACCCAACCCUCUGCAGCCCCCUGUGGCCCAGCACAACCAGCAGAACGAGAACGGGAACCCAAACCCAAAUCCAGCUGACGAGCUUGCUGACCGGGAGGAACCUGCUGCUGCAGCGGACGGAUCAGACGGACCAAUGACGGCAGUUUUAGUGCCUCCUCACAGGGUGUCGGCCAUGUGGACGGCCUGGGUUUUCUUCAAAACUUUCUUCUCCUCCCUCAUACCUGAGGUUCCUCAGGGUGUGGCCAACUGACCACCUGGGACAGACAGAGACACCAGACAGUUUUUCAUAUUUUUCCAUGGGGAACAAUAAUCUCUGGUGGAAGGAAAAGGAAGAUAUCCAUGUGUUUUAACAAUGACUGGAACCUCCCUAUUGAAAUGCCAGCAAAACAAAGCAGUGCCAGGCCCUUGAAUUUCCAAACUGUUGACUGGAAACAAAGGACACAAAGGGCUAGAAAGACCAGACAACAUUCCUAAUACUAAAUAGUUCAGUGGGAUCCCAGUUCUCCAUGUGCUCUCUCAGCUGAGGGUAAACGGUGAACGGCUGACACUGUUGGACUGUUGUGGCUAAAUUAUUCUUCUGUGAGGACGUGUAUGUAUGCAGGCUUUCUGAUCCUCUAGGAUUCCAAAUCAGCUUGUCUGAGUUUUCAUGAUGAAGAAUAUAAUCAAGAUCAAUACAUGUUCAGUUGAAGUGAAAAUCCACGCACAGACAGAACUCCGUACUGUAUGUAAAGUCUAUCUGAAUCUAAAUUCCAAGGACACAUUCAUUUUGUUCUCCAUGUAUGGAGCCUGGGUUGAAUUCAGCUGUAAAAGUAGGACAGAUGUUGUUUUCACUUGUUUGAGCAACUUGUUUUAACUUUAAUAAGAUAUGAUUUUAGGUGUUUUAAAAUCCUACUAUUGAAAUUCACACGAGCCAAUAUUCAAACUAUAUACUCAAUAUGUUAUAUAUAUUGUUAUACAAUAUGCUCGUGAGAGGAACUUCAGUUCACAACCAGUACUUGACAAGGAGAGUAAAAUCCAAAUCAUGAAUAAAAAUGAUCAACUCUGAUUCACAAAAUUGAAAAUAACAUUGCACCUCUGAUAUGACUUAAGUUUUCCAGUUCUGUUUUGGGUGGAUUUUCCUAUUAUUGAGUGACAGGUGAAGGUGAUUGUGACCAAAUACAUAUAAAUGUAAAAUAGAGAUGUUGCCAUAGUAAACAAAAAAAGAAAUCACAUUUUGUAAAUGUACUAUAUGUACACAAAGCACUUUACAACAUGUAUUUUAUGCAAGCGUCCUUACAUAUAGAGGGGUAAUGAUUUAUUAUUCUUCACGGGAAGAUUGUAAAUCUAAAUAUAAUGCGUAGAGGGCUCAGAGUUGUGGGUGGGUUAUGUGUUGUUUUUCAGAGAAGGGACUAAGUAUACAUUUCAUUUAAUAUAAAAUCCCAUCAAAACAAAACAGGUAAAAGGUUCGAUCAGUGCUGUUUAAAUUAAAGCAAAAACUAAGUUAGAAUUAUUUAUAAUGUCAGAAACCAUCUUCACAAUAUCUAUGGAAUUGAGGCAAGUUUGCUUCUCAGCUACUUGGCCCUCUGUAUACGGAGGUUUAACAGCACCUUUUAUUAUUUUGUCACAGGUCUUAACUUCAUUCAGUUAACAUUCCAAAUUAUAUAGUAAAUAUGGUAUCAAGAAGCUACCCCACAUCAUUCCUAAUGUACCUUUCAUUUUUAAGCAGUUUUAUAUCGUACUGAUAGAGAAACCCUCACUGUCACAGAUCAGAUGACUGAAAAAAAACUGUUCUGAAAUGCAGUUUCUGGUGACUUCACUCAAGUCCUCAUAAUAAUGAAGUUAGGGGACUUGAGUCCAGAUCUGUUGUUUUGCAUUAACUGGCUGUAAUCAGAGCAUGUUUUAUUCAACCGUAACAAGGAACAAGUGGGUUAUACUAUCUUCUCUUAACAAUGUCACUGUAAAAGAGGGUGUAUUACAUCUUUAAGGAAAGGUGUGAAAAGUAAUUUCCAUCUUCUUGUAAUCCAAUCCAUUUUCUGCUCUGCAUUAACCCCUGCUGUACAGUAAGCACUCAGAUUCCCUCUGGGGAGCAAUCGUAGCUCGUGACAUUGGUCACCAUGUAGAAUUUAACUUUUAAUGUUAAGAUUAUAAAGUUUUCUUUUUUUUGUUUCCUUCGUAUUUUGUUUGCUUAUUGAUGGACGUUGUAGAGUCAAGUGUGUUUUGGGAGAUAUUGCAAUAAUAGAUGCAAUAAAUAUUCUUAACUUUAA